Molecule: messenger RNA, 1589 nt
Organism: Perognathus longimembris pacificus (Pacific pocket mouse)
Lineage: Eukaryota; Metazoa; Chordata; Mammalia; Rodentia; Heteromyidae
Gene: Txnl1
Product: thioredoxin like 1
Exons: 8
Coding region: 190-1059 (289 amino acids)
Source: RefSeq, a predicted model, not a curated record
GCCCCCUCGGCCGCUCCGCUCCCUGGCGUGACUCGGCACUGCGAUCCCCGGGAACUGGCGCCGUGGUCGCCGCGUCUCCGGCCCAGGCCUCGGCCUUCCUGAGCCUCUCCCUUUCCUCUUCCGAGCUUCCUUCCUCUUCAGUUUCGAAGUCGGAGGCACCGCGGCCGCCCUACCGGGCUCUCUGUGAGGAUGGUGGGAGUGAAGCCGGUCGGCAGCGAUCCGGAUUUCCAGCCGGAGCUGAGCGGCGCGGGCUCCAGACUCGCGGUGGUCAAGUUCACCAUGAGAGGGUGUGGACCAUGUUUGAGGAUUGCCCCAGCAUUCAGUUCCAUGAGCAAUAAGUAUCCACAGGCAGUUUUCUUGGAAGUAGAUGUACAUCAGUGUCAGGGAACAGCUGCCACCAACAAUAUAUCAGCAACACCUACGUUUUUGUUUUUUCGAAACAAAGUGAGAAUUGAUCAAUAUCAAGGAGCAGAUGCUGUGGGAUUAGAAGAAAAAAUCAAGCAGCACUUAGAAAAUGACCCUGGGAGCAAUGAGGACGCAGAUAUUCCAAAAGGCUACAUGGACUUAAUGCCUUUUAUUAACAAAGCUGGUUGUGAAUGUCUUAAUGAAAGUGAUGAGCAUGGAUUUGACAACUGUUUACGAAAAGACAUGACUUUCUUGGAAUCUGACUGUGAUGAACAGCUACUUAUUACUGUGGCAUUCAAUCAACCUGUUAAGCUUUAUUCCAUGAAAUUUCAAGGGCCAGAUAAUGGUCAGGGGCCUAAAUAUGUAAAAAUUUUUAUCAACUUACCCCGAUCUAUGGAUUUUGAAGAGGCAGAAAGAAGUGAACCAACUCAAGCUUUGGAACUGACAGAAGAUGAUAUUAAAGAAGAUGGCAUUGUUCCACUUCGAUACGUUAAGUUUCAGAAUGUUAACAGUGUAACUAUAUUUGUUCAGUCUAAUCAAGGUGAAGAAGAAACAACAAGAAUUUCGUAUUUUACUUUUAUUGGUACUCCAGUCCAAGCAACUAAUAUGAAUGACUUCAAACGAGUAGUUGGCAAAAAAGGAGAAAGCCACUAAGGUACAAAAGACACUGGAAGAUCUGUUGCAGUCAGAUUUGCAGCUCCUGGAUAAUUGCUUGAUUCUCUCCAGAAAUUGUCAAUGUUUCGUUCAUUGCCAUUACCAAUAAAUCAUUGCUUUUGUUCAGAUGCUAUUACUAGUGUUUCUAUUGUAAUCUUGAUACAUGCAGUUGUAAAUAAAAGUCACUACUUUUGCCAAGCUAAAAUCUUGUCAUUCCACAUAAAUAUUUUCAAUUUCAUUUAUUUGAAUAUUUUCCAGCUUCUUAUUUUAGAGGAGACCUAAAUGUUUGGUAGCAUAUUGUUUGAAAGCUAGUUUCUCUAUUAGAGGAACAAAAUUGUUGUACUGAAUUAAGGAGUACAUUUGUAUACACACAUACAUAAACAUACAGAGUGAAUGAUUUUGGUAAAUGCACUUAGAAUACCUAACUAACCAUGCUUAAGUAAGUACUGAAUUUUUAUUAAAAAGACAUUUGGUUAUCUAGAUGAUAUUAUAGAAAUUACUCAAAUUAUAAACUGCCAGGAAUAAAUAAA